Molecule: messenger RNA, 1647 nt
Organism: Podarcis muralis (Common wall lizard)
Lineage: Eukaryota; Metazoa; Chordata; Lepidosauria; Squamata; Lacertidae
Source: RefSeq, a predicted model, not a curated record
AAUUCCCAGGUCGAUGAAUGCCGUCUGCAGAUUGGCUGAGGUUCUAUGCAUGCCAGGAAAGGGUUAAAAUGCAUGCCAUUUUUAAAUGCUCUUGUCUUAAAACAAAAAAACACACACCAGCAUUCUCUGCGAAAGGAAAGCUUGACAUGGAACAGCCUGGUUCUAGCAUUGAUCAAUGCUGGUUUCCUUCCUGCAGCGAGAGUUUCCGUUUGGAAGCAAUGCUAUCCCUCCUUUGCAACCUGAAGUGGCACAGGCCUUUCUAUCUGGGGAGACACGCUUUUCUUGCAGAAUGUUUGAUUUAGUUGGUUGGUUGCAGUGCCAGAUUUACGUAUAAGGGUACCGCGCUGAUUUGGAGCAAAAUGGCGAUGGAUGUUACUUUCCUGGGAACCGGGGCUGCCUACCCGUCUCCAACGAGAGGGGCCUCGGCUACAGUGGUCCGUUUUGAAGGAGAAAGCUGGUUGUUCGAUUGUGGCGAGGGGACGCAAACCCAGUUCAUGAAAAGUCAUCUGAAAGCAGGUAGGAUUGCCAAGAUCUUUAUAACACACCUCCACGGGGACCACGUCUUUGGCCUGCCUGGGCUUCUUUGUACGAUCAGCCUCCAGAGUAGCCCUGCCACAAACAAGCUGCCAGUUGAGAUUUAUGGACCUCUUGGGCUGAGGAGCUUCCUUUGCAGAAUUUUGGAGCUUUCCCACUCGCAGCUCGCCUUCCCUUGGGUCGUUCACGAACUGGUGCCUACGCCAGACCAGUGCCCUGCAGAGGAACGGAAGGAGCUGUCUUUUGUGGACGGAGACAAGGUCUCGUCUGAAGAGGCACCAGGAAAAACCCUUCGCCUGGACCCUCUAGAAGACUCGUACACCUUGGUGGACAACUCUCAGUUUGUGGUGAAGGCGUUUAGGCUGUUUCACCGCAUACCUUCCUUCGGAUUUCUCGUGGAAGAGAAGCCACGGCCUGGCAAACUCAACGCCCAGAAGCUGAAGGAACUAGGAGUUCCACCAGGCCCUAUAUACGGCAGACUGAAAGACGGGGCUACAGUUGUCUUGGAAAAUGGUACAACCAUCUUUCCUUCAGAUGUCACGGAAGAGCCGCUUCCUGGGAGAAAAGUUUGCAUUUUAGGAGACUGCUCUGGCAUUGUAGGAGACGGAGCGGCGGCCCUUUGUUAUGGAGCUGAUCUCUUGGUUCACGAAGCCACGCUGGACGAUGCCCAGGCAGACAAAGCGAAGGAGCACGGUCACAGCACCCCACAGGUGGCGGCGGAGUUUGCAAAGUUGUGCAAAGCGAAGAAACUGGUUCUGUCUCACUUCAGUCAGAGAUACAAGCCCGCAGGUCAGACUGGCGAAGGAGAUGUGGAUGUCAUGGAGCUGAAGAGGCAAGCCGAGCGGGUGUUGGGUGGCCAAGAAGUGGUGUUAGCCGAGGAUUUUAUGACCAUUGAUAUUCCAAUGAAAAAAGUAACAAUAGCGUCACCAAAUUAAUUUGCUGAUAGGCUGAACCUCUAGCUAUAGUUUACUACCAAAUUAGUUUCUUAAUGCCCAGUUGGAGGCACUUACGGACCUGAUCCAUUGGACUUACUUAUGGGGCACUUUUCCUACUUGAAAGACCUAAUCCUUGCUUUCCUUUUGACAAAUAAUAUUAAUUAAAUCAUCAAAAGAC